AUGGGAACGGAAACGGAUCGGAUCGAUGAUAGAGAAAGAUGGGUAAAUCGGGAAGAAGAGAGAAGAGCGAGAGAUCUGAGGCGAAUCAAUGGGAGAUUAAAUAAAGAAGAAGCAGACAUUGAAGAGGAGCACAAACUAGGGUUAGGGCUAGGGCUUCUCCCUGAGUCGCCGCCAACGAGGAUGACAGGUAAGGCGAAGCCGAAGAAGCACACGGCGAAGGAGAUUCAAGCAAAGAUCGAUGCUGCGUUGACGAACAGAGGCGGAGGAAAGGCGGGAAUAGCUGACAGGACCGGAAAAGAGAAAGGUGGUCAUGCAAAGUACGAGUGUCCUCACUGCAAGAUCACGGCUCCGGAUCUGAAGACGAUGCAGAUCCAUCACGAAUCCAAGCAUCCUAAGAUUCUUUACGAGGAAUCCAAGCUCGUGAACCUCCAUGCGGUUUUAGCUCCAGUUAUUGAGUCGAAACCAAAACCCGGGAUCAGGGGAAGCUUGAAGAAGUAA
Microthlaspi erraticum is the source of this 498-nucleotide messenger RNA. The record is from the annotation of a GenBank genome assembly. NCBI's taxonomy places the organism in Eukaryota, Viridiplantae, Streptophyta, Magnoliopsida, Brassicales, Brassicaceae.